Stegastes partitus (bicolor damselfish) is the source of this 2589-nucleotide messenger RNA. RefSeq names its product solute carrier family 25 member 34 (gene slc25a34). The record is from RefSeq and is a predicted model, not a curated record. Lineage: Eukaryota; Metazoa; Chordata; Actinopteri; Pomacentridae. The coding region runs from base 407 to 1447 and encodes 346 amino acids. The transcript has 6 exons.
AAGCUGUUUUCUCGUCGUGUUUUUCUCAUUUCUGUAGUAGUUUUGAAUGAAUGGAUGAAUGUCGGCGUGCUGCAGGAUGGAGGAGUUACACAGCUGCAAACAUUAUCUGACAUCUACUAGGAUGCCUGUCGCCUGAGCAGAAACCUGAACGUCUCCAUUCCUGAUUUAUGGUGCCUCAUUUGACCAGACUGCAAGUCAAGGACGCUAACAGAAGUAGGACACCGGAGAGACACAGUUUCCUGCAGCGUCAUAGAAGAACCAUGCAAGACGUGUUUUAAAUGAGUUACCACACGGGCUGACAGCUCUGUUCUCUGACCUCAAGGUUACCGAGCUCUCUUUGUUCCCCUACAAACUGAGACAAGGGGAAAGUUUCCACUGGACUGACUGUGAAGUUCACGUCUCAGGGAUGACCAGCGCUCAGCUGCUGAAAACUUCACCAGAAGAGUCUGUUUUUGGCGCCCAGCCUUCACACACGAUGGCGUCCACCGUGUCCGCAGUCCCCCGCGGCGUCCUCGGCCCAGUGCCGCCCCCUCCAGCCGUCUGGCCUCCUCUGGACUUUGGUCUUGGCGCUCUGGCCUGCUGUGCAGCCUGCGUGUUCACCAACCCUCUGGAGGUGGUGAAGACCCGUCUGCAGCUUCAGGGGGAGCUUUGUGCUCGGGGGUCCUACCAGAGACACUACCGGGGAGUCCUGCAGGCCCUCUGGGUGGUGGGCCGCACGGACGGACUCCGGGGCCUGCAGAAGGGGCUCUCAGUGGGGCUGAUCUACCAGGGGGUGAUGAACGGCGUGAGGCUGGGCUCCUACUCCUACUGUGAAGCUCUGGGCAUCACCUCGUUCCACGGGGGCAGUCUGCUGUCCGGGGCCGGGGCCGGGGCUCUGGGUGCCUUCAUUGCUUCUCCUGCUUAUCUGGUGAAGACUCAUCUGCAGGCUCAGACUGUGGAAGCCAUCGCAGUGGGCCACCAGCAUAACCAUCUGGGAGUGUCUGAUGCCUUUGCUACCAUCUAUAGAAGGGAUGGUUUCAUUGGUCUUUGGAGGGGUGUGAAUGGGGCCGUGCCUCGAGUCAUGGUGGGAUCAGCUGCUCAACUGGCAACCUUCACCUCGGCCAAGGACUGGGUGUCACAUUCCCAGUGGUUCAGUCCAAACAGCUGGCUCCCGGCGUUGAUAGCCGCCGCCAUCAGCGGAGUGGCCGUGGCCAUCACCAUGACGCCGUUUGACGUCAUUAGCACGCGACUCUACAACCAGCCAGUGGAUGAGUUUCGCAGGGGCCAGCUCUAUCACGGGUUUUCAGACUGCAUGCUGAAGGUGUGCCAAACUGAGGGCCUGCUGGGCUUGUAUAAAGGCAUGGGCCCCGUGUUUGUGCGACUGGCCCCGCACACGGUGCUCAGCAUGCUGUUCUGGGAUCAGAUGAGGCAUCAGGCGGCGAAGCACACGAGCCAAGGAAGGAGCUGAACCAGCCCGACACCUGCACACUGCGCUCCUGACAGCUGUACCCACUGAAGUCCCCCGCUGAAUAAUUAAGCACGGAAUUUACAGCAGACAUGUGGCAUUUUUAGAAAUAUUCACUUUUUUGUGAAUUAGAGAGAGUUAGAUGAGAGGAUUGAUACCACUUUUUUUUUAUAUGUUUCAUGUAGGUGUUUACUUAUCUCAGCAUUAAAAGUGGAAUCAUUGGGGAACAGCUGGCUUUGCUCCGUUUGAAGGUAGAAUCAUCCAUCUGUCUGGAACUCACUAAUUAAACUCAGUCUUUUUUGUGCAGCUACACCCAGGUUACACAACGUACAUGUAGCCAUGUGCUGCAUUACGUUCCUGGAGUUAUGAGUUUCUCUGCUUGGAGCCAGAAGUUGUCCAACACCUUCUGGUAAAUGGUAGAUUGUUGUUGCUAUGUUGUUUUUUUUUUUUAUAGAUUGAAAAAAAGGUGCUGUAACAGGUUAAUCUGCAAACGUCAGAGCUGCUGGGAGCUGUUUCCUCCUAUUUCCAGUCUCUGUGCUGAGCCGGUUUUGGCUUCAUGUUCAUCCUUUAGACACGAGUGUCGUAUCAAACAUCUCAUCAAACUCUCUAAAUCAAUCCGUUGUUUUAACUUGUUACAGGAGGCACUACGAUGGAAGAACACGGGGGUGUUUCAUAAAGAUGGGCACAUGUUGCACUUACUGUAAAACUCAUUUUGAGAAGUUUCUAUCAGACUUCUCAGAUAUGUGACGACGAUUUUAUGCGUUAUUACCUUAACGGAUUUAGAAGCAAUCUCGUGAGCUUUCAUUCGUCAGCUUGCAGCAGAUCUGACACGAGUGGCUCAUCAAUGGCGUGCCGACUACUUGAGGAACAAGUCUGGAUUAUUAACAGCCUGUAUUCCAUGUUUGUAAUCCAGCAUAGCUGCUGUCUUUGUUUAAUGCAUCAUUCUAGUUGCCUUGUGUGUUAUUUGGAAAGAAAAAAAAAAUCAGAUGAGCUUUUUUUGUUUGUUUUUUUUGUUUACUGAUGUGUGAACUACCUGUACCUAAAGCCAAGAAUGUCAUUUGAUUCGAGGGUUUUAUUGACAGAAAUUCAACCUCAGAAUGCCUUUGAACAGCAGUAAAUAAUAGCAAUAAAGAUAUUUUUUCUAA